This is a messenger RNA of Oenanthe melanoleuca, 1666 nucleotides long. Its product is annotated as translation initiation factor IF-2-like. The record is from RefSeq and is a predicted model, not a curated record. The coding region runs from base 1 to 828 and encodes 275 amino acids. NCBI's taxonomy places the organism in Eukaryota, Metazoa, Chordata, Aves, Passeriformes, Muscicapidae. The transcript has 3 exons.
AUGUUGGAUGCUAUGUUAAGCUAUGUUCACCAGCGGCAGCAGCGCUCCCGGCUGCGGGAGGCAGGGCUGCGGGCCGGGCUCGGGACAGCCGGACCCCGCUGGCUCCGCCGCCCGGUGCCCGGUGCCCGGUGCCGCCCCCGCGCAGGUGCCGGGCGGCGCUCCGGCUGCAGCUGCAGCGCCGCGGGGCGGCUCCAGCGGGGGCGGCUCCAGCGGGGGCAGCACCAGCGGGAGGCGAUCGGGCGCCGGGACAGCCGCGUCCCGCUGCGCAGCGGCCGCCUCGGCUCGCCGGCCCGUGCGGCUCCGGGCCAUGGCGGCGGGGGCGGGCCGGGGCGGGGCGGCGCGCUGACAGGCAGCCCGGCCCGGGGAGCCGCGGUAAACAGGAGCCGGGGGAGCGCUGGGGGAGAGAGAGAGAGAGAGAGAGAGAGACCGGCCUCGCAGGAGCCUCCCAGCCCCGCGGCCCGCCGCCUCCCGGCCCCGGGCAUGGGCAGCAGCAGCCGCCGCAGCCGGAGGAGGAGCCGGCCCGGGCCCUGUGCGGGGCACCACCGAGCCUCAGCUGCUGCUGCUGGCGCCGGGAGCAUUGGUGCUGGUGCGGGAAGCCGGGAGCCGAUCAGCUGUGGGAAAGGGGCCGUGUUUGCACCAGGUGUCCCGUUAGGAGGAGAACGCGAAUUCGCGUUCCGUGAGCGACGUGGGACAGAGAUACGCCAGGGAGAACAGCGUGCAAGGUGUGCUGGCCACAGCGUGCUCGUAAGGAAUCGUGAAGUUUCACGCAGACUAAUAAAUAGUCAGAAUUCCUUCGUGCUUCCUGGAGCUAGUUGGCAGGCAGAGUAAUGCUCGAGUUGUUCCAAACUGUAACACUUUAACUUCUCCUCAUUUCAGUACGCUAAAAGUGCAAGCAAGGCGAGAAUUGCAGUGUGCCAGUGCCAGCUCAGUUGUCCCAAACUGCAGUGCAGGGGGCAUGCGGCUCGGCUCUGCAGCUGGCACAGGACUGGUCUAUUUCCGAGCGUCGCGAACCUGUGAAAUAACCCAGCAGCACAAACGUGGAAGGGACUAUCUGGCUAGAGCUUGAGCGGAGGUGGGAAGAGAUACUGGAAGGAAGAUGGGGGUGGGAGAGAGCCGGUCUGACAGUAACGCUUCAGUGAAGCAGCGGCAAUCUUUAUGAAUUUGUGCUGCUAAAAUUGGUUUGGAGUAGUGUCAGAUGAGGCUGAGAUUGAUCUAGCAAUAGUCCUAGUCAAACAUUUUAAGUGAAAAAUUUUCUUUGAAAAACUUUAUUUAUUGGACCUAAGAUACUUUGUUUGAGAUCUGUCAACAUUGAUCAGUUACUACUGAUGCAGAGUUCUGCUAAGCCUGCCGGAGGACCAGGAUUGCUGGAAACAUCAGUGUUCCUGUCUCAAGGGUAUGCCCUAUUACCCGCAAUAAUACCUGCUGGGGGUGUUAGCAGCUUCUGAGCUGCAGCCCAAACUGUUUGGUGCCAGACUCUCCUCGGAGCAACCUUGUAGCUGCUCGGAGAAAGUGAGACUUGAUUCCACUGCAGUUGCUGAAAAUGGUAGGACUGCUGAAGUCUGAACAACUGGCCUUUUGCUGGGAACUUCGUGUGAUCAUGAUUUACAUGAUUAAGAAAUGAACAAUUCACUGAAUAUUUGUUGUUACGGUGUUGGAGUUUUUGUUG